Colletotrichum karsti is the source of this 834-nucleotide messenger RNA. RefSeq names its product short-chain dehydrogenase reductase sdr. Gene Ontology annotation, molecular function: oxidoreductase activity, acting on NAD(P)H, oxygen as acceptor. The coding region runs from base 1 to 834 and encodes 277 amino acids. Lineage: Eukaryota; Fungi; Ascomycota; Sordariomycetes; Glomerellales; Glomerellaceae. Gene Ontology annotation, cellular component: intracellular anatomical structure. The record is from RefSeq and is a predicted model, not a curated record. The transcript has 2 exons.
AUGCCUCCCUCCGACCCCUUAGACGAUGUCCGGCCGAUGUUCGAGCUGCGAGGGCGCAACUACGUCGUAACAGGCGGCGCCCAAGGCAUCGGUUUCGCUUGCACCCGCGCAAUAUGCGAGAUGGGAGGUAAUGUCGCUGUGCUCGACAUUCAAGAAAAGCCCGUGGAUGAAUUCAGCACUUUGCCGGCCAAGUUUUCCACAAAAGCGAUCUACAUCAAAACCGACGUCACGUCUGAAGACAGCAUCAAAUCUGCUUUUGCGAAAAUUUUGGAGGAGUUCGGAUCCAUUGAUGGAUGUGUGCCGGCCGCGGGUAUCGCUAUCGAUAAGCCGUUUCUGGACCAGACCUGGGACGAGUUCAACCGCAUCCAGGAGAUCAAUGUCCGUGGAACCUUCUUCGUUGCCCAGCUUGCGGCGAAGCAAAUGUUGAAGCAAGGAUCCGGAGGCAGCAUGGUACUUCUCGCCUCGCAGUCAGCUCACAUCGCAUUGCCGGGAUAUCGCAUGGCGGCUUACAACGCCUCAAAGGGAGCGGUAUUUAUGCUUUCCAAAGCGUUGGCUGUUGAGCUUGCGCCGCACAACAUUCGCGUCAACACCAUCUCACCCGGUUUUGUUGACUCUGAGAUGACAAGAAAGGUGCGAGAACUGAAGAGCAAGAGGGAAGGAGAGCAGAUGUGGCUGGCGCCGCCGAACCAGCGCUUAAGUACGCAGAAUGAUCUCACCGGUGCUGUUAUUUACCUGCUCAGUGAUGCUGCAAGGCAUACGACAGCCACUGAUAUUGCCAUCACUGGUGGAUUACAUGCGGGGACGAUGGAUGGCUUGAUUAGUUAUGAAAAGUAG